AUGGCUUAUCUUUUAUUGUAUGUCGACGUUAUUACUUUAACUGCUUUCUCUGAUGUGCUCCGUCAGUCUAUCAUGUCGCUUCUUCGCUCCAAAUUUGCUAUGAAGGAUUUGGGCCCACUGAGUUAUUACUCGGGCAUUGUUGUCACUCUUCAUAUAAGUGGUUUAUUUUUAUCUCAAAGGAAGUAUGUGGCCAAGAUCAUUGACCGAGUUGGCAUGUCAUCAUGUAAGCCAUCUCCUACUCGAAUUUCUCUAAAAUUGAAGCUCGGGUCUACUACGAGCAUAUCGUUUGAGGAUCCAUCUCUUUAUCAGAGUCUUGCAGGGGCACUACAAUACCUCACAUUCACGAGACCGGAUAUUAGUUAUGUUGUGCAGCAUGUAUGUUUAUUCAUAUAUGACCCAUGGGAUGAGCACAUGAACGCUCUCAAGCGCAUCGUGCUCUACCUACAAGGUACUUUGGAUUAUGGUUUUCACCUUUACCCCUCUUCCACAACCAUUCUUAUCUCAUAUACUGAUGUUGAUUGGGGUGGGUGCCCCGAUACACGACGUUCGACUUCGAGUUAUUGUGUCUUUAUGGGUGAUAACUUGAUCUCAUGGUCUGCCAAACGUCAAGCUACUUUGUCCCGUUCGAGUGCAGAGCCAAAAUACAGAGGGAUUGCCAAUGUGGUUUCUGAGUCGUGUUGGUUGCGAAACUUGCUUUUGGAACUUCAUUGUCCUAUUCCAUGGGCUACUUUAGUUUAUUGUGAUAAUUUAGUGCCAUUUAUCUGGCUGAUUGCAGAUAUCUUCACCAAAGGCCUUCCAUUGGUGUUAUUUGAGGAUUUUCGGGACAGUCUUAGCAUUCGGCGACCUCUCGCUUCGACUGCGGGGUGUCUUUUCUUGAGCUUGAUGGUUGCAAUUGAUUUAGAGUUUAAGAAGAGGAAAAUAAUGAAGAAAAGGAUGAAAAGGACCCACAAACGUGUAGUUUUUGAUUAA
Molecule: messenger RNA, 969 nt
Organism: Solanum dulcamara
Lineage: Eukaryota; Viridiplantae; Streptophyta; Magnoliopsida; Solanales; Solanaceae
Exons: 4
Coding region: 1-969 (322 amino acids)
Source: RefSeq, a predicted model, not a curated record